AUGAGUAAUAAAUUAUCAUCGAUUUAUCAAGCAUUAGAUUCAGGAAAUAAUAAAGGUGCAUUAAAGUUAUGUAAUGCAUUAUUAUUAAAGAAAAAAGACGAAAAUACAAAUGCAGUCAAAGUUUUAAAGGCUAUUACAUUAGCCAAAUUGAAUCAAAUCGAAGAGGCCAUCAGUUGCGCCGACGAAAUGGCAUUUACAGGAAUCAACAAUGAAACUGUUUUAAGCAAUUUAAAUUAUUUUUACAAAUCAGUUCAAAAAGUUGAAAAGAUGACCAAAGUAUACGAAGCAUCUUACAAAGCCAAUCCUAAAUCAAUUCAAUUGGCCAAAGGUUGUUUCUUAGCAUAUGUCAAGGAUAGAGAUUUAAAGCAACAACAACAAAUGAUCAUCUCUCUUCAAAAGCAAUUCCCAUCUGAAGAACACUCUCUUUGGUAUCUUAUGACUAUUCUCUCAAUGAUUCAGGAUAAUCCAACACCAUUGUUACUCGGUUUAUCUCAAAAAAUGGCUGAAAAAUUGGUAUCAGAAGAAAAAAUUAAAAAUAGCGAACAAUUAUUCAUGUAUGAAACUAUUUUAGACAUUCAAAACAAAAAACAAGAACAUUUGGACCUCAUCAAAGGUAAAUUGGGUGAUCUCUAUAAUGUACCAACCGAACGUUUAAAGAUUUUAGCAUCACUUUAUCAAGAGUUAUCAAAACAUCAAGAAGCUGCCGACAGUUACAAAGAGAUUCUCGUAAAGUAUGAACCAGAUGAAUGGUCUUGUUAUAUGGGCUAUUUCGACAAUCUCUGGUUACUCAACAAUAACUCAACUCCAUCAAACUUUGGCGAAAUUCAAAACUUUAUUAAAGAGAUCCAAAAGAGCUCAUCAAUCAAGCAUAAAUUACGUGGUCCAUUCAUUGCCGAAAUUGAAUUGAUCUACAGAAAAUUAAAUUGUAGCGCCACCAUUGACAAAGAAGAGUUCAAACAAUUCAUUACAUUGCUUUUGGAUUAUUUCAAACAAUUUGGUAACAAGCCAGUCUUUUAUCACGAUGUUAAGAAAUAUUUAGAAUUUUUAGAAACAAGAGGAUCAAAAGAUGAUUCAGUUAAAUUUUUGGAAUCAAUUGAUCAACUUAUUGAAAAGAACAACGACGACACUAAUUUUAUUUCAAAACUUUCAAAUUACUACAAAGUUCAAAGAGCAUUAAAUUUACAAUCUGAUUUCACUCAUGAAAAAGCUCAAGAAAUUAUUAAAGCCAUUUUAGAAGCCUAUUCCUACAACGUCAACAAAUUCCCAUUACCAAUCGAGUCAGAACGUUACCCAGGUGAUGAUUUAGUUUUAAUGUGUUAUUUCUUCUUAAUGGACCAAAUCGAAAAAAACCCAGCCAAUAAAAUUAAAUAUUCUAUCGAUGCCGCUUCAAUUUUAGAAUUUGGCCACUCAAAGAGCACAAAGAACUUCCAAUUCAACCUCUAUUUAAUGACUUUAUAUUUUGAAAUUGGUAUCCAUACAUCUGCUCUUUCACAUUUCAAAAUUUUAAAUAUCAAAAAUAUUCAAUGGGAUACCCUUGGCUAUUUAAUUAUGGACCAAGCUGUUCGUUCCCCACUCUGCUUCUCUCAAAGUGUUAAUUAUUUCGAAAAAAUUUUCAAGUUUUAUGCUGAAAAUGAUGGCACUGCCGAUUAUGUUGCCGCCUGUUACACUAAUGGAUGCUACAGUAAAAUUUUAGAAAUCCAAAAAUUCCAAGACAAGGUUGCCAACUCUUACCAAAAGCAAGUCUAUUCAACUGAAAGACAAUUAUUUAAUUUUAUGAUGGUUAGAUUGAAGAAUGCUACCAACAACAAUAUCGCUCAACAACAACUCUUACAAAAUUGCAAAUCACAUAUUGCCAGUAUCAACAACGAUCAAUUCACUAUCACCAACGAACAAUUAUCAAAACUUUCAUUCAAUCAAGAUAGAAGUGUCUAUGAUAACUUCAAUUCAAGCACCUUUAAAACACCAGCUAAAUCAAACAACAAUAUUAUCAACUCACUCUUUUUCGAUCCAAUUUAUUCUAAAGAGUCUGAUUGUUUAUUAGUUUUAAGAUUUAGAAGACAAAUUCUAAACCUCUUAACUAUCACUACUUUAACUACAGAUUCAACUAAAUAUUCUCAACUCUUACUCGAAUUAGAAUCAACCAUCACUCAAUUAAACGACCAAUUUAGCUCAUCAUCAAAUAUUUUAAGUUUAAUUUUAAAUAUUUUCAAAUUAUUUAAUUUAUUAUCGGUUUUAUUAAAAAAUUAUGAAGAAAGUAAAUAUGAUGAAAUUAAAAAUAUUUUUAAUAAGCAAAUGGAUCAAUUAAAAGAAUUAUUUGGUGAGGCUUCAAAAGAAAUUAGAGAAGGCCAAAUUUUAGGUAAACCAAUAGGCAGUUUAGUAUCGAAUGUUUUUGAACCAUUAACAUGGUUAUCAUGGGUUAUUAUUCAUUUGAACACUUUAGUACCAUCAAAGAAGGCCAAAAAGAAGGAAGAAUACCACGUACAAAUUCGUAAUGAUUUAGAACAACUUUGUGAAACAAUAACUAGUUCAUUAGUUGAUUUAUCCCAAACUUUAAAUGAAAAAUCAUUAUCAAGUGUAUCAAUCGAUAGUAUAACUAAUGAUCAAAAAGAAUACUUUGGAUUAACCACCAACAACACUUUCCAAGAUAAAUCUGCUGUAGUUAAACAAUUAUUCGAAAGCAACACCCAAUCAACCACAGAAAUUCAACAAUAUAUUACAUGUUUAAAGACUAUUUUUAGCUUUUCCCUUAAUAAUAUUAUUAAUUGA
This is a messenger RNA of Dictyostelium purpureum, 2766 nucleotides long. RefSeq lists its product as uncharacterized. The transcript has 2 exons. The record is from RefSeq and is a predicted model, not a curated record. Gene Ontology annotation, cellular component: cytoplasm; NatB complex. NCBI's taxonomy places the organism in Eukaryota, Evosea, Eumycetozoa, Dictyosteliales, Dictyosteliaceae. Gene Ontology annotation, molecular function: protein-N-terminal amino-acid acetyltransferase activity; protein binding. Gene Ontology annotation, biological process: N-terminal peptidyl-methionine acetylation. The coding region runs from base 1 to 2766 and encodes 921 amino acids.